This is a messenger RNA of Fomitopsis serialis, 450 nucleotides long. RefSeq lists its product as uncharacterized. Lineage: Eukaryota; Fungi; Basidiomycota; Agaricomycetes; Polyporales; Fomitopsidaceae. The transcript has a single exon. The record is from RefSeq and is a predicted model, not a curated record. The coding region runs from base 1 to 450 and encodes 149 amino acids.
AUGAGGACCGUGUGGACCCGGAAAGGGCUGAGAUGGCAGCAGCCAAACAUACACGAAAUCCUGGGCAUUGGCUUGCGCGCGUGGACCGAGCCAACGAGUGGGAAGGAAGACAUAGGUGUGACGCGCCUGUGGCGCAUCCUAGGAUCGGAAUCUGCCUACAUGGUCUGGAAGCUUAGAUGCGAAAGGACGAUAGGACACAGCGACCAAGACGGCUGGGAACACUCAGCCAGAACCGUCCGAAACAAAUGGGUGCACUCUAUAAACGCAAGACUAAUACUCGACAGAGCGAUGACACACAAGCGCUUCGGUCGAAGCGCCCUCAGUCAGGACGUCGCACUAAAAACAUGGCGGGGCACCCUCGAGAACGAGGAAGACCUAACAGAUGACUGGAUUAAAACACGGGUUUUAGUGGGUAUUGCACCGGGAAUUCCCCAGUGGGAUCCCGGAUGA